CAUUUCUAUCAGCUGAUACAAUUGGAAAGUUUGUUUUCCUAUAGGACGCGGCUUUCCUGGUGGAGGAGUGCUCGGUGCGUUCGGUUGAAGUGCGUCUUAAAUCUCGCGAUCUGAAAUGUUCGACACAGAAACUAUACGCGCCGAUCACAAGGAUGUAAUUCACGAUGUCAACUACGACUACUAUGGAAAGCGCAUGGCCACUUGUUCCAGCGACCAAACAGUAAAGGUCUGGGACAAGGACGAAAAUAACAAAUGGGUGGUGUCGUCCAGCUGGAAAGCCCACUCCGGGUCGAUUUGGCGCUUGUCGUGGGCCCAUCCUGAGUUCGGCCAGGUGAUUGCAACGUGCUCUUUCGACCGGACAGUGUCCGUGUGGGAGGAGAAUUUGGGCGAUAAAGUGACUCCGACGAUGGCCCCGAUGAAGCGGUGGACGAGGCGGACUACUCUGGUUGAUUCCCGGACGAGUGUGACGGAUGUUAAGUUUGCUCCGAAACAUCUGGGGCUGCUACUGGCCACGGCCUCUGCGGAUGGCAUUAUUCGGAUUUACGAGGCGCCGGAUAUUAUGAACUUGUCCCAGUGGUCGCUGCAGCAUGAGAUUUCGUGCAAAUUGCCGUUGAGCUGCUUGUCGUGGAGCAAAUCGCUGUUUAGGCUUCACGCGCCAUUGAUUGCGGCCGGCAGUGAUGAAUCCUCCCCAACUUCCGGGGGUAAAGUUUUCAUCUUCGAAUACAGCGAGAAUGCUCGCAAAUGGACAAAGGUGGAAACAGUGAGCGCCGUCGUCGAGCCAGUUCAUGACAUUGCUUUCGCGCCAACGGCUGGACGGAGCUACCACAUUCUUGCGAUCGCCAGCAAAGACCUGCACAUUCUCCACCUGAAGCAGCCACUCCCUGUCGGGAAUGAACCGGGAACGGGCCCUCGACUCGAAAUACAGUCAUCCGCGCAAUUCACAGACCAUUACUGCCAUGUCUGGCGAGUUUGCUGGAAUAUCACGGGCACGAUGCUGGCGUCAACUGGAGAUGAUGGCUCUGCGAGGAUAUGGAAAAUGAAUUACAUGAAAAACUGGAAAUGUGCCGCCGUGGUGAAAGGAGAUGGUAACCAGUCGCCUACCGAGACCUUCCUGCAGUCGCAGCAGUCCUCCAUGAACGUGUCGACGCCGACGACGAAAUAUUACAAGAAAGGGACCAUCGCCAAUCCGAGCCAGGUUCCGUGGCAUUAGUGAAUGUGGGUCCGACCUGGUGCCAGUUGUGACUGAAUCGAAGUGUGAAUGAUCCUCUCCAAUACUUUGCGGUUAACAUUCUGUUCUUAUUGAUUUAGGUGUUGUAAUGUGAACAUAUUUUUUUGGGGUAAUAUUGAAAGUGUCCUGAAAUGUUUAGGAAAUAUAUUGAA
Molecule: messenger RNA, 1380 nt
Organism: Hermetia illucens (black soldier fly)
Lineage: Eukaryota; Metazoa; Arthropoda; Insecta; Diptera; Stratiomyidae
Gene: Nup44A
Product: nucleoporin seh1
Exons: 5
Coding region: 116-1210 (364 amino acids)
Biological process (GO): cellular response to amino acid starvation; positive regulation of TORC1 signaling
Cellular component (GO): Seh1-associated complex; nuclear pore outer ring
Molecular function (GO): structural molecule activity; protein binding
Source: RefSeq, a predicted model, not a curated record